Molecule: messenger RNA, 1207 nt
Organism: Sycon ciliatum
Lineage: Eukaryota; Metazoa; Porifera; Calcarea; Leucosolenida; Sycettidae
Product: DNA-directed RNA polymerase II subunit RPB7-like
Exons: 8
Coding region: 144-662 (172 amino acids)
Biological process (GO): transcription initiation at RNA polymerase II promoter; DNA-templated transcription; positive regulation of nuclear-transcribed mRNA poly(A) tail shortening
Cellular component (GO): RNA polymerase II, core complex; P-body
Molecular function (GO): translation initiation factor binding; single-stranded DNA binding; single-stranded RNA binding
Source: RefSeq, a predicted model, not a curated record
CGAAGAAGCUUGACCUGACUUCGAAUUUUGUUUUGGUCGUUGUUGAAGCGUUUGAGAAACCCAAGUGGCAAGCUUUUGGUGAUGAGCAGCUAACUUUCGCAUCGUGCUGCUUUUACACGGCUGAAGUUGUGGAUUAGUUAGCCAUGUUCUUUCACCUGGAAUUGGAGCAUGAGAUUCUACUACAUCCUCGGUACUUUGGUAGAUCACUACUGGACACGGUGACACGGAAACUGUUCACAGAAGUGGAGGGUACUUGCCAUGGAAAAUGUGGCUUUGUCAUUGCCGUCACAACCAUCGAGAGUAUUGGCGAUGGGUUCAUUCAACCAGGCAGAGGAUUUGUCAUCUACCCUGUGAAGUACAAGGCUAUUGUAUUCAGACCUUUCAAGGGUGAGGUUUUAGAUGCUGUUGUCAAGGAUGUGAACAAGGUCGGCCUGUUCACAGAGAUUGGACCACUGCAGUGCUUUGUGUCUAGACAUUCUAUUCCUGGCAAUAUGGAGUUUGAUCCGAAUUCAAAUCCACCCUGCUACAAGACGGAAAACGAGGAAAUGGUCAUUCAACAGAAUGACGAGAUCCGGCUGAAAAUCGUCGGAACGAGAGUUGAUGCGGCCGACAUUUUUGCCAUCGGUUCACUCAUGGACGACUACUUAGGUUUGACCAGUUAGCCGUCGCACUGGCAAGCGAAAAGCGUUGUACGUCACACAGGGUUCCACGCCUUGGAUGCAGCUGUGGUGUUGGCUGCUUGCUGCUUGAGCUCAUGCAUCCCAAUAAUACUUGACAAAAAAAAACUUUAUUCUCUCCUCAUGCAACAUUCACUGGUUUGAGCAACAUUGACGACAUAAAAUUCUGCCACGAAAGUAGGCUCAUUAAAAAUCAUCAUUUUUUUCCUUCGUUCGUUUUCGUGUAUUCAGUGUAAAUAUUUUAGCUGCUCCCUCUCGUUCUCCCAGCUGAUGUUUAACGUUUUGUUUCCUUGUCUUAAUGAAGGUCACAAUGGAUUGCAAUCAAUCAAAGAACUAUUCGAUGUGCAUUGAUGGAGAGGGGGAGAGAGGGAUUUGGAUUUGGUUUGGGAUGACUAGAAUUUAGAAUUCUUUUCUCCAGCUUGCUGAUGUCUGAUCUAUCUCUAUACAUUCUAGUACACUUCUUCUGCUGUACAGUUUUCUGGAUUGUUUCCUCGAGCAGAAACAAGAAGAAAACACUUGCUGAACUCUGA